UAUUUUACUGCCACGGAUAAACUUUAACCUACUCCAUCCCUCAAAACCAUCCCUCUUUCGGCAAAACAAGAAAAAAAAAACAAAGAGGAAAAAAAAAACAAACAGAGACGCAGAACCCUUUGGUUGAAUCAAUAACCAGAGGGGGGGGCAAUUUUUUUCCAGGAAGGAGAGUAAAAUCCAUCAAUCAAUUUUCUUAUCCAAUUAAGUCAUGCCAUUUUUGAGGAUUGAUAGUCCUCUCCUUCCUGGAUUUACCUUUUGGCAGCAAAAACCUAUCUUUUCACGCUUGUAAAUGCGAUUGUGUGGACUUCUUCCUCCUUGGAUCUGUCAUCUCUUUGCAUGCAUGGGAGGUUGUUUUGGAUGCUGUGCUAAACCCCCUACAAUUAUUGCGAUAGAUGCAUCAUCAAAGGGACUGAGAGUUCAAAAACGAUCAGUAAAAAAGUCAAGCAAAUCAAACAAUUUUUGGAGCACUAGUGCUGGUGAUAUGGAGAAUAGUACAAUGCAUUCCCAAGGAAGCCUUUCAUCAAUUAGCACAUUAACCCAGCAGCUUGAUCCCAGUAAUGCUGGAAGCACUAGCAACUCUUCUGAAUUUGUUAAUCGUGGUCUUCUUCUCUGGAACCAAACAAGGCAGCAAUGGCUUGGAAAUAAAAAGACUCAGAACAGGAAGCAAGUUCGAGAGCCUAAAAUAAGUUGGAAUGCCACCUACGAGAGUCUACUUGGGAGUAACAAGCCGUUUGGUCGACCUGUCCCUCUUGCUGAAAUGGUGGAUUUUCUUGUUGAUGUAUGGGAGCAGGAAGGCUUGUAUGACUGAAUAAGCCCAGAAAUUUCAAUGAAUCCAUUUUUAUUUGUCUUGAUUUUCAUACAGUUCCUUGGUGCAAAUAGAUUUAUAGGUGCUUGCCUUUUUCUUUUUUUCUAACCUUUAGGGUUGGACAGACAAAACUGUAGUGCAUUGUACUUUUACCAGUAACAGUUUUCGUAAAACCUAUCAAGGCAUCAUCAUUGUAGUAGCACCCUGGCUUUCCAUUGGCGAACUUGGGUCCAAUUUAUAAUAUUAGUCUUCAUCCUUGAA
Messenger RNA from Populus nigra (black poplar), 1066 nucleotides. RefSeq lists its product as uncharacterized. NCBI's taxonomy places the organism in Eukaryota, Viridiplantae, Streptophyta, Magnoliopsida, Malpighiales, Salicaceae. The record is from RefSeq and is a predicted model, not a curated record. The coding region runs from base 290 to 808 and encodes 172 amino acids. The transcript is spliced from 6 exons.